Prinia subflava (tawny-flanked prinia) is the source of this 657-nucleotide messenger RNA. It is a transcript of the gene CRYBB2, whose product is annotated as crystallin beta B2. Gene Ontology annotation, biological process: visual perception; lens development in camera-type eye. The record is from RefSeq and is a predicted model, not a curated record. The coding region runs from base 1 to 618 and encodes 205 amino acids. Gene Ontology annotation, molecular function: structural constituent of eye lens. The transcript has 5 exons. NCBI's taxonomy places the organism in Eukaryota, Metazoa, Chordata, Aves, Passeriformes, Cisticolidae.
AUGGCUUCCGAGCACCAAAUGCCAGCCUCCAAGCAGCAGCAAGCCAGCUCCAAGAUUGCCAUCUUCGAGCAGGAGAACUUCCAGGGCCGCUGCCAUGAGCUCAGCGGGGCCUGCCCCAACCUGAAGGAAGCCGGCGUGGACAAAGUGGGCUCCAUCCUGGUGCACUCCGGACCCUGGGUGGGCUACGAGCAGGCAAGCUGCAAAGGGGAGCAGUUUGUGUUUGAGAAGGGGGAGUACCCCCGCUGGGACUCCUGGACCAACAGCCGGAGAAGCGACAGCAUCACUUCCCUGAGACCCAUCAAAGUGGACAGCCAGGAGCACAAGAUCGUGCUGUACGAAAACCCCAGCUUCACCGGCAAGAAGAUCGAAAUCAUAGACGACGAUGUGCCCAGCUUCCACGCACACGGCUACCAGGAGAAGGUCUCCUCCGUGCGGGUGCAGAGCGGCACGUGGGUGGGAUACCAGUACCCCGGCUACCGGGGCUACCAGUACCUGUUUGAAAAGGGGGACUACAAGGACAGCUCAGACUUCGGCGCUCAGCACCCCCAGAUCCAGUCGGUCAGGCGCAUCCGGGACAUGCAGUGGCACCAGCGCGGUGCCUACCACCCCACCAACUAAAGCCCCCGGCCCGUGCCGGGGCGCGGGGAGCGGAGCAAG